AUGAAUGCUUUUGAGAAGAAGGAUUUUAAAUUAGAAGAUAAUUGGGAAACUAUAACUGUGAAAUAUGCAGGUGACAAAAAAUAUUUUUGGGAGGCAGUUUUUUACGAUUUUAUUCAAGGGUGUACCUCAAGGAGCACGGACAAUGGAACUGUACCACAGGAAUUUCUCCUGUUGGGGUUUCCAGGAUCUCAGGCCCUUCAGCUCUCCCUCUUCCUACUUUUUCUGGUGAUGUACAUCCUCACAGUUGGUGGUAACAUUGCUAUCUUGAUGUUGGUGAGUAUUUCCCAUCAGCUCCACACCCCCAUGUACUUCUUUCUGAGUAACCUCUCAUUCCUGGAGAUUUGGUACACCACAGCUGCAGUCCCAAAAGCCCUGGCCAUACUCCUGGGGAGGAGCCAAACCAUAUCAUUCACUGGCUGCCUUUUGCAGAUGUACCUCGUCUUCUCAUUAGGGUGCACGGAAUACUUCCUCCUGGCAGCCAUGGCUUAUGACCGUUAUCUUGCCAUCUGCUAUCCUCUACACUAUGGUUCUAUCAUGAGCAGCCUGCUUUCAGCACAGUUAGCUUUGGGCUCAUGGAUCUGUGGGUUCCUGGCCAUUGCAUUGCCUGCAGCCCUUAUUAGCAGACUCUCAUUCUGUGGCCCACAUGCCAUUAAUCACUUCUUCUGUGACAUUGCCCCCUGGAUUGCCCUGGCCUGUACCAGCACAAAGGCAGUGGAGCUCGUGGCCUUUAUGAUAGCAUUUGUGGUCAUUCUAAGUUCCUGCCUCAUCACCUUGGUUUCCUACAUCUUCAUCAUUAGCACCAUCCUCAGGAUCCCCUCAGCCAGUGGUAGAAGCAAAGCAUUUUCCACCUGCUCCUCUCAUCUAACUGUGGUGCUCAUCUGGUAUGGAUCCACCAUCUUCCUCCAUGUUCGAACCUCAAUCAAAGAUGCCUUAGAUCUGACCAAGGCUGUCCAUAUCCUGAACACAGUGGUAACUCCAGUUUUAAACCCCUUCAUCUAUACACUCCGUAACAAAGAAGUAAGGGAAACACUACUAAAGAAAUGGAAGAGAAAAUAA
This is a messenger RNA of Chrysochloris asiatica (Cape golden mole), 1056 nucleotides long. Its product is annotated as olfactory receptor 6F1-like. The coding region runs from base 1 to 1056 and encodes 351 amino acids. Gene Ontology annotation, cellular component: membrane. The transcript has 2 exons. NCBI's taxonomy places the organism in Eukaryota, Metazoa, Chordata, Mammalia, Afrosoricida, Chrysochloridae. The record is from RefSeq and is a predicted model, not a curated record. Gene Ontology annotation, biological process: G protein-coupled receptor signaling pathway. Gene Ontology annotation, molecular function: olfactory receptor activity; G protein-coupled receptor activity.